ACUUUGCCUUAUAUAGAGACCUGGAACCCGAACGAUCGUGCAAUGAUUGUCUUAUCUUUACAUUUUGUGCUAUACACACACACGUACAAAUAAGUUAUUUAGCAAAGAGUGUUGAGCAGUGUUUUUUUUUGAUGCUGUGGAGUGUGAGCUCGCUUUGAGGUGGACCCUUGGUGAUGUCCUCAUCACACAGGUUUGUGACCACAACGAGGAAGUUCAAAACUCAGAUGAGUUGAGUGAUUGUGACAGUCACAAGAUGGUUGCGCUGCUGUUCAUCCUCCUUCUCGUGUCUCAUCUUGAAGCAGGAGCGGCACGACUCAGAACCACCAGCUGUCUCUACCGCAGACCUGGAGAUAACGUCGUUCUGUCGCUGCGUGGUUUUGGAACGUGCGAUUCGUCAGCUUGGACCCGUGAUGGAUCGGUGCCUCGCGGGAGGCUGCUGCGCCAGGGCGCCAACUGCUCUCUGCACAUCGACAACGUCACGGCCGAGGACGCCGGCUGCUACAGCUCACCGGAGGACACACUGUGUCUGUACGUCGUGAGCGUUUCAGACGCUGGACCACAGCGAGGCAGUCGUGUGACGCUGCAGUGCUCUCUGAUCAGAGCCGCGUAUUACAGACCCUGUGGACAGGGUAACAUCCUCUGGUUGGACGAGGCGGGGACCGAGCUGCUCCACGACGACGACGCGUGCGAGGUCGCAGAGGGCACGUGUGUCUCCAACCUGACUGUGGACGCCGACCCCGGCAGGACGUACACCUGCCAGGUGAUGGACGACACGUAUGACGUCAUGAUCGAGGCCAACCACACGCUGGUCUUCAGAGAUGCUGCUGAGUGGUCUCCUCUGAGCUUCGUCAUGUUGACUCUGCGUGUGUCAGUCCUGAUCCUGAUGAUUGUGAUCACGGUUCUCAUCGUCAUCAAAACACGAAAAGAAAAACAGGAUCCAAAAAGCCAAAGAGUGAUGGAAGUGAGCGAGUGAGUGAAACCACAAGUGAAAGCCUCCUCGUUGUUGAACCAUCUUUGAAUCUUUUUUUUUUUCUCUAAACCAAGAAAAUAAAAUGUGUCUUAAAUGGUAAA
This is a messenger RNA of Solea solea (common sole), 1071 nucleotides long. RefSeq lists its product as uncharacterized. The transcript has 5 exons. NCBI's taxonomy places the organism in Eukaryota, Metazoa, Chordata, Actinopteri, Pleuronectiformes, Soleidae. Gene Ontology annotation, molecular function: MHC class II protein binding; protein tyrosine kinase binding. The coding region runs from base 254 to 973 and encodes 239 amino acids. The record is from RefSeq and is a predicted model, not a curated record. Gene Ontology annotation, cellular component: external side of plasma membrane; membrane raft. Gene Ontology annotation, biological process: T cell activation; interleukin-15-mediated signaling pathway; positive regulation of ERK1 and ERK2 cascade.